UCACAAAUGAGUAUAAAUGUGAGUUGUUAGAUGAACACACACAAUGUUGUGCGCAGAAAGAAAUGGUUGUGGAAUUGUAGUAGUUAGUAACACCGAGCCAACCUCUAUUUUUCUUUUUCAAGUCUCAAAUAUAUAUAUUCACUCUCUCUCUAGAUCUCUCUCUCUCUUCACACCAGAAAGAAAUUAAAUGUUCUUCCAACACAUUUUGUUGAAAACUACAAGUGGUAAUUAAUUUCAUGAGAAGCAGCAGCAACGUUAUUACAUUCUUGAAGAUAAUUAUGAGGAGCAGAAGCUGCAUUGUGUUUGUGUUACUAAUAAGUUUGGGAUCUUUUUCUUACAUGGCCGCCGAAUCUUCAUUAUUAUUAUUACAUGAUGAUGAUGGCCGCCGCCUCAACAAUUUCACUGCUAUUCCCGGUCAGCAUCCCAGCCCCGAACUCGUUGCUCACCAUCUUCACAGAAUAGUGAACGCGUCGUUGUCAAGAAGAGAAACGCUAUCGUCCUACACAACCACAACCGGUGCCCGCGACCAUUAUGCCUGCCCUACGGGCAACCCAAUCGACGACUGCUGGCGGUGCGACCCCAACUGGCGUCUCAACCGCCAGCGUCUCGCCGACUGCGCCAUCGGCUUCGGCCAGUACGCACUCGGCGGGAAGGGGGGCCGCUACUACGUAGUAACGGACUCCUCCGACCGCGAUGCCGUCAACCCGAAGCCCGGAACCCUCCGCUACGCCGUCAUCCAAACGGAGCCACUCUGGAUCGUCUUCCCCUCCAACAUGCUCAUCCACCUCUCCCAAGAACUCAUCUUCAACUCGUUCAAAACCCUCGACGGCCGCGGCGCCAACGUCCACAUCACCGGCGGCGGGUGCAUCACGCUCCAGUACGUCAGCAACGUGAUCAUCCACAACGUCCACGUCCACCACUGCUACCAAUCCGGAGAAACAAACGUCCGUUCGAGCCCCACGCACUACGGGUGGCGGACGAAAUCGGACGGGGACGGAAUAUCCGUGUUCGGGUCGAGGGACAUAUGGAUCGACCACUGCGCGCUGUGGCACUGCAAGGACGGGCUGAUCGACGUGGUGAUGGGGUCCACGGGGGUGACGAUAUCGAACAACCACUUCGCGCACCACAAUGAGGUGAUCCUGUUGGGACACAGCGACGAUUACAUGCCGGAUUCGGGGAUGCAGGUGACGAUAGCGUUCAACCAUUUCGGGGAGAGACUGAUACAGAGGAUGCCGAGGUGUAGGAGAGGGUAUAUACAUGUAGUUAAUAAUGAUUUCACGAGGUGGGAAAUGUAUGCAAUUGGAGGUAGUGGUAAUCCCACCAUUAAUAGCCAGGGGAAUCGUUACAUGGCUCCCUUUGAUCGCAAUGCCAAGGAGAUAACGAAGCGCGUGGACACAUCGGAGGAGAAGUGGAGGGAUUGGAACUGGAGAAGCGAAGGGGAUAUAAUGGGAAAUGGAGCAUACUUUGUUGCUUCCGGAGAAGGUGUUGAAGUUAAAUAUGAGAAGGCGUACAGCGUCGAGCCCAAAUCUGCUGCUUAUAUUGACCAAUUAACCCUCAACGCCGGUGUCCUUGGCACCAGCAGGGGUAACAAUUUGGGGAAGUGGACGGCCGAAAACAAUGGUUUGGGAGCUUAUGACGAUGCAAAUUCAGGCGUAUUCGAGGACUACGAUGACUAUUCGGGGAGCCAAAGGCGUUAUUGCUCCGAUAAUUUCACUCUCGUUAUAAUUUCUCUUACGGCCUUGAUCGUGUGUUUUUCUUUCCAAGUCUGAAAUGAUUUCGGGACAAGGCUCGAAGAAGUUGUUAGUGUCCUUAGUUCCCUCGUGUAGUUUAGUUGUCUUUUUACAUCAGGAAUGUUGAUGUAAUUGGAUUCUCGGUUAAUCUUAGGAAAUGGCUAAUUAGUUCCACUUUGCACGUGUGAGAUGUAGCAUUUUGAUACUUAGUGUUGAUGUAAUUGGAUUCUCGUUAAUCUUAGAAAAUGGCUUAGUUCCACCUUGUGGACGGGA
This is a messenger RNA of Erythranthe guttata (spotted monkey flower), 2003 nucleotides long. Lineage: Eukaryota; Viridiplantae; Streptophyta; Magnoliopsida; Lamiales; Phrymaceae. The record is from RefSeq and is a predicted model, not a curated record.